This is a messenger RNA of Penicillium soppii, 2310 nucleotides long. RefSeq names its product putative anaphase-promoting complex subunit Apc5. Gene Ontology annotation, biological process: anaphase-promoting complex-dependent catabolic process; positive regulation of mitotic metaphase/anaphase transition; protein K11-linked ubiquitination. The record is from RefSeq and is a predicted model, not a curated record. The transcript has 7 exons. Lineage: Eukaryota; Fungi; Ascomycota; Eurotiomycetes; Eurotiales; Aspergillaceae. Gene Ontology annotation, cellular component: anaphase-promoting complex. The coding region runs from base 1 to 2310 and encodes 769 amino acids.
AUGACGCGUUAUUUGACUCCAUGGAGAGUCUCUCUUCUGUGUCUGGUCACACUCUACACUGAUGGCGUUGUGCCGAAUUCUUCUGCGAUUCAUGUCCUUUCCUUCCUGACGGCGGGUCUGUUCCCGCUAGAUGCGGCCGAUAAGCAAUGGAAAGAGCACUACAUGCCCACUAUUGCCGAGCUUGAGGAGUGUCUGUCGGGACAUGAAUCUGCUGUGCCUGGGCGCACGCUCUGGGACUUGUUUUUGAAGAGGCUCUGGGCUAUUGAUUCACUAGAUGCGCUGGAGACGUUUUGCGUCGACGCUAUCCCGUCGCUCUUGGCCAAAUCGCGCGAAGAGCUGAUCUAUGAAAGAGAUCAUGGAAUUGCCCCGGAGGCUGAUGAUCGCAUGCGUUUGUCCAGAAGCUCACCGUUAGGCGCGUUUGUUCGACGAGCUCACAUGGAAUACACGAAGCUCCAAUUUCAUGAUGCUGUGAAACUCUGGUCUGGAUUUGUCAAGUACCGUCUCCCAACAUACAGCUACUGGAGUCGCAGACAUCGGGGGGCCGAGAAGAUCGCCAUUGAUGCUAAUCUCCGCAACCUCGGGUUGGAUUCCACUAGCCACCUUUCGCAAGUGGUGUAUGGGAAUAUGGAAGAUGAUGAAGAUGAUAAAGGGGAGGUCAGCGUCAAGGACUCAGAGCGACUGGUUGAGUUCCAAGUCGGAGAACUGCAAAGAAUGGGAGGCAGAGUUCCAGAUGAAAUGAGAGCUCAACUGAGGCACAUCAUGACCUCAGAAUCAUCGGUCCCGGUACUGAUGUACUACCUGGAAUAUCUCGAUGCCUGGAGGGCCGGGGAUUAUACCUCAGCCUUCGACAACCUCCACCGCUACUUCGAUUACACCAUGCACACUAAUCUUGACCGCAGCGCAUAUCAAUUCGCUCUUCUAAAUCUGGCCAUUAUUCAAGCAGAUUUUGAAUGCUUCAAUGAAGCUAUCUCGGCAGUCCAAGAGGCCGUUGCUAUUGCACGGGAGUCCCAUGAUAUGAACUGCCUAAACUUCUGCAUGAGCUGGCUGUAUCACUUCGGUAAGGCAUUCCCCGAGCAGAUGCGAGAAGUUCAAAACAGUGGCAUGCUGGGCAACGAAAAGGAAGGCCUCGCCUUUCUCAAGGCCAAGGCCAAGGAGACUGACAUGUGGUCUCUUAUGAGCACUACAUUAUUAAGCGAAGCCAAACUGGAGAUGCAGCAGGGAGAGAGCCUUGCAUCAAUUAUGGAAUCAUUCGUACGAGCAUCCCAUGUCAAUGUGAACAAAGGACUCGCAACACCCACGGGUGCAUACAUGCUGUUGCAGGGCUCUAUGUAUGCUCGAAUAGGAGCUACCCACCUGUCUUGGUUAAACACUGAAGUAUUUCGCGAGUGCUACGCGGAAGACCAACCUUAUGAGGACUUUGUCAAAAUCACAUUUCGAAAUUGUCAAGUUUUGGCACAAAAAGGCAAUUACAAAGAGGCAUCCGCGCGGAUGAACAAGAUCGAGCCAGAGAAGCUUCGAGCUUUCAAAUACAACAAUGCCUGGACUUACUACUCAGGGAUACUGCAGUUGCAGCGGCAGAUCUGUCGCGAUGACAAGGUGGCUGUCGAACAUAUUUUAUCCCAGCUCCAAGCAGUGCAACUUCUCGACUUUGACAUGCGCCUCUUGCUAGCGUUUCACUCAAUAGAUUUCACAAUUCGCCAAGGCGACUACGGCCGCGCCCUGAGGAUGGUCGAGCAAGCCGCCCAUUCCAUGCAACCGGAGAACUUCGACGUCCAUUCACAAGUGAAGCUCUUAUGCCUGAAAGCACAAGUGCUCGGUAAAUCCGGCCAACCACAGCGUGGAUUCUCUCUUGCCGUGCGUGCAGCCAGUAUCGCACAUCGCUCAAAGGUACUUGCUGACCUCUGGGAAGCAAUUUGCGCAUUGGCGGUUGUGUUGCUCAGUCUGCGUGAAUUUGAAGCCACUGGCGAGCUGGUAGAAAGCAUCAUGCCCCAGAUCCUCGAGACAGAAGAUUAUGCUCUCAUUGCGCAGGCAUAUUCACUUCUUGUGGAUGCUAACAUGGGCAUGGCGGGUGAGUUGUGGAGUCUGCAGGGCAAUGACUCUAAGACCACACGGAAAGAGUACAUAAAUCGUGCCCUCGGUUACAUUGACUUGGCAUAUGAUCAUUUCGAGGGGAUUGAGGAUAUCAAAGGCCAAACGGAGAUGAUGGCUAAAAAGGCUACCGUCAUGCACCUCACAGGUGAUCCGGUCUUGGCUAAUGAUUAUGCUGCUAAGUACCUGGAUUUGCGGAGGCGACGGGGCACUGAGACAUGA